Messenger RNA from Ruditapes philippinarum (Manila clam), 2602 nucleotides. RefSeq lists its product as uncharacterized. Gene Ontology annotation, biological process: proteasome-mediated ubiquitin-dependent protein catabolic process; protein polyubiquitination. The transcript has 2 exons. Gene Ontology annotation, molecular function: ubiquitin protein ligase activity. NCBI's taxonomy places the organism in Eukaryota, Metazoa, Mollusca, Bivalvia, Venerida, Veneridae. The coding region runs from base 487 to 2241 and encodes 584 amino acids. The record is from RefSeq and is a predicted model, not a curated record.
UUGGCAGUCUGUUUAUGCGGAAAUGCCUCUUAAGUAAAUACAUGUAUAUAGAGAUUUUAUAAUGAACCUCUAUGACUCUAUAAAUAUUAUACACUUACACUAUUUGGUAAGUAGAACAUUUGAUAUACAAUGUACUGAUAAAAAGCAAGUUAUUUUAAAAUCUUGAGUAAACAUCUACCUACGCGCGAUGUCGCAUGUCCGACUUUUUAGGUUUAUUUUUUGCUUAUUUGUUGAUAUAUGAGAUAAAAAAAAGAGGCUCUAUAUUCAUAGAUUUAAUCUUAUUAAACAAAUAUUGACAUAUAGGUAACUCUUUGAUCACUGUUGUGUGGUCCAUUUAUCGUGCAAAAGGAGGUAUAUAUAAAUAUUGUAUAGUUGAGGCGAAACAACUAUUUUUGUUUUAAUUUAAGUUCAUUGAAGAGCGAUUACACACGUUUGUUCACUUAUUUAAACAUCCUUAUGAUUUUGUAAAGGAAGACAAAAGUGAAAAUGAUUCAUUCACCAAAGCUUGUUGAUGUUGGUAGCGCUGAAAGAUGUUUACAACAUCCACAUAACAUUAUUGUACACUACUGCACAUCACAUGACGAGGUCGGAUGUUCCGAAUGUACGUCCAAAAACCACAGCGCAUGCGCUGUGGAGAGCGUUGACAGUAUUGCUGUUGGGACAAUUGAUUCUGUAGAGUAUAAACAUCUGAUUAAAGAGCUGACAGAAGUUAAACAUCAAGCUGAAGAAAAUGAAAAGGCGGCUUUAGAUAAUAAGCUAAAAUCUGAUAAAUCUUUAUCAAGCACCAUGCUAGAUGUGAGGACAUUCAAGAAUGAUAUUAAUGCUCAUUUAGAUCAGAUGGAAAAAGAAAUAGAAAACCAAGCAAAAGAUGCAAAUGUUGAAUAUAAAAUAGCAAUGGAUGAAAAGAUAUCUGAAAGUAAAAACGUACAAAAGAAUGUAGAGAAAUGUUUAAAGGAAUUCAAGGACUUAGAAACAAAAGCUACGAGAUUAUUUAUCAAGAUUACUAGAAGAAAGAUGGAUCUUUUGAAAUUCAGACAUGACUCUGAAAGGUAUAAACCAGCACCCGCGCAGUGCUUUUCAUUUAAACCAAACGUACGCCUUUCAGAUAUAUUUAGAACAAGUAACAAUUUAGGAAAGCUAGAAAUUGGUCAAGAAUGUCAAGGGCUAGUUUCUGUUACAGAUCCGACAGAAAAACUUACUGUUGUGGUUAAUGAAAAGCAAACUAGACGUGGCACAAACAAACCAGUAGCACAGAAAGAAUUAUGUUCUGUAAAUCAGGUUUUGAAGACUAAUGAGGUGAAUUCAGACUUUGGUACAGUCAUGCGAGAUAGCACAGAGAAAGAAAAUUCGAAAUAUGAUGUAGAUACUAAUUCAGAAACUAAUUCAGUUGUGUUUGAAGACAAUGGUGGACCAAAUUUGCAAAUAAAUGCUGAUGGUAAAUUAAUUGUCAAACUUUUUUCAGACAAGGAAGAUUGUGAUAUAUCAGGUAUUGAUAUGAUUUCUGACAACGAGCUGGUCCUCGCUGAUUACAAUAACAGGUCUGUUAAAGUUCUAGACAUGAUUAAGAAUAAAAUAACACACGAAAUGAAGCUUGAAUACCAUCCGUAUGAUUUGACUGUACCGUGUACAAACACUGUUGCAGUGACCCUAACCAACACCAUUCAGAUAAUCACAAAAUCCCAUCUUCUACGGUUAGGGGACAGUAUCACAGUAGAUGGAGAGUGCUAUGGUAUUACAAGUAGCCGCACAAAAUACUUUGUGUCUUUCAUUAAGCCUGUUCCUAAAGUGGCCAUUUUGAAUCACCAAGGAGAUGUGUUGCAGACGUUUAGCAGUGAUCACAUCAAACGACUGGCGAUUAAACGACCCCGGUAUUUAGACAUAAGUCCGGAUGAAAAAUACAUCUAUGUAACAGACUUUGGGAAGGACUGUAUCAUACAAUUAAGCGCCUCUGGAGAGUUGAUAAAUACUUUUUCAGAUGCAUCCAUAUUAAAUGGACCAUAUGGACUACAUGUGGACGAGAGAGGAUGUGUUUUGGUUUGUAACUAUGGCAACGAUAAUAUUUAUGAAUUUUCUGCGGAUCUAUCCAAGCACAGAAUAGUUUUGUCAAAAUCUGAUGGAGUAGAGUCUCCGCAAGUAAUAUUCAUGUGUAAUAAGGAGGAGAAGUUGUAUAUUGCCUCCACCGACAGUGCUGAUUGCAAUGAAAUACAAGUGUUUAGUCACUAUGAAUGCAGUAAAUUGUAACACUGGCAAGUUGACCUUUCGUCGUGGAAUGGCAGUGACUUUACCAUUCGAAUUUUAAACCCACAGUAAAGUCUCUUGUCACCGUCAGAUAGCAAAACGCUCGCUAUUUCGCCCGUAGAUUAUUUUCGGGUAUGUUGGGACCAGAGCAAAACUUUCGUUUUGAUCCACAUUGGGGGAUUAAAACAGGGAGUUAUCCCCCCCCCCAUCACACAAACUUAUGUUGGGGACGGCAUUACAUAUUAAUGUGUCAUAAAUUUGCCAUGUGCAAUAGUGAUAGGUUUUCUUCACAACCAUGACGGAUGCAUAAUUAUAGAAAUUAACAAGCUUUAUUUCAAUAUAAAUAAACUUUACUCUGAUAUCA